GGGGGUGUUAUUUGUAGGGGGGGGGGGGGCGCGAGAAGAGAAUUGCUGUGAUUCACGGACAUCUGAAAUAAAAUCCUUUUGUUUUUGAAGUUUAUCUUGUUGGGGGAGAAGAGAAUAAAAGAUGAAUAUUGAACAAGGGAAGGUGAGAGGAGUAACCAGUACUGGCAAUCCCCCUCAACCAGGAGUUGCAGACUAUCCUACAAAGCCUGUGGUCGGGUUCCCUCAAUCGGGUCCGCCGCCUGUCGCUACCUAUUCCUCUGCUCCUCCGCCACCACCUCAGUUCUAUGCCGACGCAAAUCAGGCCGGUCCAGGCCCAGGAUAUCCAGUUUCUCAAGCUGCACCAGCUGUAAAGGAACCUGACCGCCUUUUUUGCUGGGGUUUGGGUGUUGGCUGGUUCUUGUUCAUCCUUGGUUUCAUCUUUGGUGUUAUUCCCUGGUAUAUUGGAGCAAUCAUGCUAUUCUGUGUCAAAAGAAAGAACUACAAUAGAGAGAAACCUGGAUACAUCGCUUGCGCAAUUUUUGCUGUCAUUGGUACUGUUCUGAUCGUUGUUGUAGCAGUGAUGAGGAAAAAUCACAGCGACAGCGAGUGCGACUAAUUCGGUUACCGCAUACGGCCCGUUUGGAUGCGAGGAAAGAAUUAAGUGUAUUAGUUAAUAAUGAGAUAAGAUAAUAUGAUGUAUUAGUUAAUAAGAGAUGUCCCAUGUGAUGUGAUGUUUAUGAAAUGGGGAUUAAAUAGUAGGUUGUUUGUAUGUAUUAAGGAAAGAGAAUUAAAUAAUACUUGGUUUGGAGGGAUGAUUAAUAGAGGGUAUAAGGAAGGGUAAAUGAUAUAAAAAGCUAUCAAA
Messenger RNA from Rhododendron vialii, 841 nucleotides. RefSeq names its product large ribosomal subunit protein eL20z-like. The record is from RefSeq and is a predicted model, not a curated record. NCBI's taxonomy places the organism in Eukaryota, Viridiplantae, Streptophyta, Magnoliopsida, Ericales, Ericaceae. Bases 122 to 595 code for a protein of 157 amino acids. The transcript is spliced from 4 exons.